AUGAAGAAAAGAUUCGCUUCAGGAGUAGCGAUGGUGAUGUCUUGCCUCAGAUGUCGCGGUGAUAUGAAGCUUCCCAGAUCUUCGCCCGUCGUUUACAUUGGUAUCGGUGUGGUCAUUGGCCUCUGCAUCUCCAUCGUUUCCCGUACCGGAGGAGGGUAUGGCACAUCAAUGUCCUUUGCUCCGUUGCGACCGCAUCGGCAUAUCCACGACGCACACGAGGAGGCGGAAGUAAAUGAUGAUGAAGCGCCCAAAGAGGCCAUCGUGUUCCAUGCAAACGGAUCUGGUCAUGAUCAUGCGGGUGAACGCGUUGUCGCCGAUGCUAUAGCUGAAAAGGUUCGGAUAUUUUGCUGGAUACUCACUGGCAAGCAAAACCACCAAAAACGAGCUAUACAUGUGAAAGCGACUUGGGCCAAACGUUGCAAUAAGUAUGUGUUCAUGUCAUCAGAGGCUGAUCCCGAGUUACCAGCGGUUAAUCUGAACAUUUCUGAAGGACGUGACUAUUUAUGGGCAAAAACUAAAGCCGCUUUUAAAUACGCGUAUGAUCAUCAUUUGAAUGAAUACGACUGGUUCUUGAAAGCCGACGACGACACGUAUGUCGUUCUCGAGAAUUUGAGAUAUUUACUUCUUCCUCACUCUCCCGAUCAACCUAUCCACUUUGGAUGCAAAUUCAAACCUUUCACCAAGCAAGGCUAUCAUAGCGGUGGUGCUGGAUACGUACUUAGCCGUGAAGCUUUGCGAAAGUUUGUCAAUGAAGGUCUCACUGACCCGAAAAAAUGUUCUCCCAAUCAUGGUGGAGCAGAAGAUGCUGAAAUGGGAAAGUGUUUGGAGAAGAUUGGAGUGUUUGCAGGCGAUUCACGUGACAGUGCACAACACCACAGGUUCAUGCCUUUUGUACCGGAACAUCAUAUCAUGCCUGGCCAUGUUGAUAAAUCGUUCUGGUUUUGGUCGUAUACCUACUAUCCCUUCGAACAAGGCCCUGGCUGUUGUUCUGAUUACGCUAUCUCAUUCCACUAUGUCAAUGCAAAUCUCAUGUAUGCUUUGGAGUAUCUAAUCUACCAUCUGAAACCAUUUGGCAUCGAUCGAUCACUCAGGAUAGGUACAAAUGAAACAAUACUGCAUGCGGCGUACUCGUCCGCGCGUCUGGCGAUGGGACCAGACGACGUCUACCGAAAUGUGACGUUAGAACUUUGAAGUUCCUGUGUUCUUUUCGGUCUGCAAGCUUUACUGCUGAAUACAUUCAUUCCGUACGUGCCAACAUGAUAUUUCAUUUUUUCUCAAAUCUCUUACGCUUUCGUGAUUUUUGUUGUUAUUGCCUGAGAUGUUCCUUAGCAUAUGAUAUUUCACAAAGAUAGUAUUAGUCAGUGUAUACAAUCAAAGGAGUCAUUCACCUUUGUAAUGUUUUUCACAUCAAAACGGGCGUCGUUAUGCGUUUACGAGCGGCCUUUCGUAAUUAUCACAACUUGAUUUUCAUUGCUUUUCUUGUCAUUUGUUAUCAUCUAGGAGUGCCAAGAAUCUUGCUUAGCUAAUCUGAUUUUGGUUUUUUUUUCUCGUUGUAUAUGUGAGACAUACUAUAAUUAUGCAUAUCUCGAGUAGGUUAUAGGAAAACUGACAUUGUCCAAGAAGUUGUUCUCGUAUUUACGUAUUCUUUGUACUUCGCUUUGUUUGAUACGUGUGUGGACUCGAUGUCCUUCUAGUCCUUUGUUGUCUCUUGGGGUAUAAAUCUUGACAACCACCUCAAAACGUGAGAAAUCCUGCGUCACAUGAUUUUAUGCUUUGUAUGGUCUUUUGUACUGUUCUGAUAAUAAACCUGCUUUUUGUUC
This is a messenger RNA of Cylicocyclus nassatus, 1820 nucleotides long. The record is from the annotation of a GenBank genome assembly. Lineage: Eukaryota; Metazoa; Nematoda; Chromadorea; Rhabditida; Strongylidae.